AUGUCCGCCCUCUCAACGCAGCUCACCACAGCCCUCCAAACGCGCUACUCCCUAACGCCAGCUCCAGCCUAUCUGACGACUUUCCUCUCCAGCACUCGGCAGCCCCUGCCGCCGUUGCCUGCUUUGACAUCCACACUACACUUCCGCAUCCUCGCCUCAGACAUCACCACGUCUCUACUCGCGUCACCGUCGACGACUCUUCCGCCAGGUACCUCUUCUACCUCGACGAAGGAGUUUCGCUUGACGCACGCUGUACCGUGCCAGGUCCUCGACAUCCGCGACCUCGGCAGCUCGAAAUGGAGCCAAGUGGAGGCGAUCGAGCGAGUCGAGCGCGGCGAGGAGGUCAGAGGGCGAGAAGUCAUUAGGACUGUGCCUGGACUGAACGACGAUGGGGAGCAUGACGGGUCAACUACUGGUACUGCUACGAACGGCCACGCCCCUACCAUCGGCACACGUGGUUUGCCCACGCCAGCAGCAACAGCCGCCUCAUCUACUGCUCCCGCCAACAGCGCAGCAACACCAAAACGCUCCCAGGGUCCCCACCAACUCCUCCUAGCCGACGCAGCAGGCACGCAGAUCCGCGCCUUCGAGCACACACAUCCUUUUCCGCGCUUAUUCAUCACAAACGACCCGACAAAUAACAAUGAGGGAAUCAGCAUUGGCGCCAAAAUCCUCCUGCAGCCAAACACGUUGGUGAGGAGGGGGAUGGUCAUGUUGGAUCCACAGACGGUAAAGAUUCUGGGCGGGAAGAUCGAGAGUUGGGAUCGUGCGUGGCGGAGGGGGAGGAAGGAGGGGCUGAUCCGGGGGGUUACAGGCACAAACCCGCCUGUCAGAGCAGGAAGUUGA
Cyphellophora attinorum is the source of this 846-nucleotide messenger RNA. RefSeq lists its product as uncharacterized. NCBI's taxonomy places the organism in Eukaryota, Fungi, Ascomycota, Eurotiomycetes, Chaetothyriales, Cyphellophoraceae. The transcript has a single exon. The record is from RefSeq and is a predicted model, not a curated record. Bases 1 to 846 code for a protein of 281 amino acids.